Molecule: messenger RNA, 6348 nt
Organism: Heteronotia binoei (common prickly gecko)
Lineage: Eukaryota; Metazoa; Chordata; Lepidosauria; Squamata; Gekkonidae
Gene: KLF9
Product: KLF transcription factor 9
Exons: 2
Coding region: 858-1607 (249 amino acids)
Biological process (GO): regulation of transcription by RNA polymerase II
Molecular function (GO): RNA polymerase II cis-regulatory region sequence-specific DNA binding; DNA-binding transcription factor activity, RNA polymerase II-specific
Source: RefSeq, a predicted model, not a curated record
AAGGCCCUUCUGAGUGGAAGGGGGGAAGGUAAACAGAGUUGACUCACUCCCCCGGCUGACCAAUUGGUGGUGUUGGGGUGGGGGGGGGGGCUCACUGGAACCUUUGCGUGAUGGGCUUCUGCGAAAUUGGUCCUGAGCAAGACUGUGCUGGAAGAGACGGGAGCUGUAGGCGCGGGGGGAGUGAGUCAGGCAGUGGGCAAAAGUAUCUCCUGAUAGAGCUCAGGCUGAGGCUUCCACGCCGCCUUUCCUUAUGAGCGGCUGAAGGCGCCGGGAACCCUAAGGAAGGACCCUGAAAGGAAAGGGCGGGAGAGCGACUGGGGUGCGCGAGCUACUGAAUUCCUCAUGUGCUUUUUUUCUUCCUGUGGGGUGGGGGGAAGAAGAGGGAAAACACCCCUUGGUGCUACUUGAAUUACUUGAAGUCACCACUUGUGACACUGUUUUCUGGAGAGAACCUUAUCUUUUCAACCCUUCAGCGUGCUCGGGAGCGCAUGAGAAGCUGGAGUUUGCCGGCGUCUGGGGGGCAGGGGGUGCGAGGAGACAGCGCUGACUGAGGUCAAAAGGUAGGCUGGGUGCCUUUCUCGCUCUCGGGGGAGGGUCACGGAUGGUCGCGGUUAUGUAAAAAGCUCAGCAGCCGAAGUGGCUCCCUUGCCUGGCUGCCGAAGGUACCCCACCCCGCCUCCACCCGUGCUCUGCAGCCUGAAGGCAAGACAACAAGCAGCCUGCUGAUUGCAACACCCCCACCUACCCACCCCCCUCCAAGAGGGAGAGGGAGACGCCAGGCAGUCAGCGAGCAAGUUUUCGCAAUUGGGCUCUCCUCCCUUUUUUGGUGGGAAGGGUGGCUGAUCAUCGCCUGCAGGAUGUCGGCAGUGGCUUACAUGGACUUCGUGGCUGCCCAGUGCCUGGUGUCCAUCUCCAACCGCUCCGUGGCACAGCAAGACGUGACGCGGGAAGCAGAGCUACUGAAGAUGCCCGAGGAAGAAGAGGAAGCGGCCGGAGUCGUGACCAAGGAAAUGAACGACCCCAGGGACGCCUGGAAGGAUUAUUGCACUUUGGUGACCAUUGCCAAAAGCUUGUUGGACCUGAACAAAUACAGACCCCUCCCAACCCCAUCCAUCUGCAGUGACAGUGUGGAAAGCCCCGAUGAGGAUGCGGGAUCAGACAGCGACGUGACCACCGAAUCUGGGUCGAGCCCUUCCCACAGCCCGGUGGAGGGGCAGGAGGCUGGCAGCGUGCCCGACCCCCUCUCCCUCCUGCACAGCGGAGUGCCUGCCAAGGGGAAACUGGCCACUGAAAAAAGACAUAAGUGCCCCUACAGUGGAUGUGGCAAAGUCUAUGGCAAAUCGUCCCAUCUUAAAGCCCAUUACAGAGUGCAUACAGGUGAACGACCAUUCCCUUGCACAUGGCCAGAUUGCCUUAAAAAGUUCUCCCGCUCUGAUGAGCUAACACGGCACUACCGAACCCACACCGGCGAGAAGCAAUUUCGAUGUCCACUCUGUGAGAAGCGGUUCAUGAGGAGUGACCACCUGACAAAGCACGCCCGUCGCCACACUGAGUUCCACCCUAGCAUGAUCAAGCGAUCUAAAAAGGCCAGCUCUGCCUCCUUUUGAAUGACAGACUAGAAUUUGGGAUUGGGUGGGAGGGGACAACCAUUGUUGCAGAGGCAUAACUGAUCAGCACAAAUAUGUCCGCCACUGUACAGUAACUCCCCCUACUUGCAUUUUGAAAGCACAUGUAGCUGGAAGUUUAACAUUUUGUCCCAUCCACCCUGCUAUGCUACCAACAACAGUCUUAAACCAGUGGCUGCCAGGUGGGAGUGGGGAGGGGGGCAGUGUGGGGAUCAGCAGAAAUAAUGCAACUUUUUGUAGUUAAAAGAAUCAACACUGGUGUAUAUAUGUCUGACUGGGUGGUUUGACCUGUGACAACACAAUAGUGAUUCCAAGCUCUUUGUGAUUGCUGUGUCAUGGACAUGUUUUGUUGACUAAUGUAAUGCUGCUUGUAUUUAAAACAAAAACAAAAAAAGUUUAGUAAAACCACUUUCCAACUCACUCAGAUACUUCUCAAUUAAAACUCCAUAGCACAUGUUCAGAAGAAGAUUCACUUCUCUGUCAAUUACCCAUCCUGUUUAAGACUGUUAAGAAAAAAAACCAUUACAUCUGGUGUUAAUAUUUGCUGAUUGGUAUUUUUAAAAAAAAAAAAGAAAAGAAAGAAAUAAGCUGAAAUUUAUACUGAUGAGGACCUGUUCGGUACUCAAUCCAGGUCUUUUCUUUCUUUCUUUUGAAUAUAAGCUGUUCUUUUUUCCACUGAAAACAUGCAGACAUUAAUCCAAUUCAAUAAGAAAAAGGAAAAACAAGAAAUCAGCUCAGAUUGCUUCUGAUGUCACAUGUAUUUUGGCUCCAUUAUUCUAUUGCCAUUUACAAGCAAGAACAACAUCACAAGUCAUUCUAAAGAAUGUGGCAGGAGCUGGAAACUAGGUUUCCUCCCCCAACCCAGUGGUUCCUGUACUUUCAUCUGAAAACCAUAUACUGUACUGUAUUAUAUAAAUACCACUAACAGUGCUUUAUUCUGCUGUAUUUCGUUGGAAUGAAUGCAUAACAGCAGCUACCAUCUUUAUAAGCUACCACUUUUGUAAAGGUUUUUUUCCUUGUGAUGAUCUCUCUCUCAAAGGUGCAUUCUCUACAUCCACUUGCCAGAUUCCUAUGACAGUCGAUGGGAAUUGUGUGUAUAUAUGGAAGAUUUUCCCUCCUACAAACCAUUCCCUAUGCUAAUGGAGACAAGUAAAACUCAUUUUUUAAAAAGUACUUUUCAAGAGACUUCUACCUUUUUCACAAAUUGCAGCUGUUGUACAGAGUAUGAGAAAAACAACAAUACCACAACCACAAAAAAAUGUGGUCAUGAAUAUCUAAUAUGCAGGAGGUGUGUCUUAGUAUGUUUUGUGGCAUGCCACUGUGUACCUUGCAAUCUUUACCCCAUGUGUCAGGCUUGAAACAUUUGAUGAUAUGGCAAUAUUUCAUCUAUUGGGAAAAAAUGAAGGUUUGCUCUUUAAAAGAAGAGCCAAGGUGUCACUGGAGGAAACUUGUUACAUCUAGCCAAGUACUUAUCUUUGUUAAUGUUAAAAGCAUGAACUUUACAAAGGUUGUUAUCAUGGACUUUCCCUCCCCCAUCUCUUGUAAUGGUGGAGAACUAUGUUUACAAACUUUCCCCCUCAGAAACAUUCUACUGAUCUGCUGUUCUUUACUCCUCCUUCACAGAGAAGGCAGGAGCGGUGCAAAUGUCAUAUCCAAGGCUAAAUUCAUCCCUGAGGUAAUCACAUUGCAGCCAGUGGGAUUAUACAAGGAUCAAUUUAACCCAUCUUUGUAAAGAAUCUGUACAUACAAAUCUUGUGAAGUACUCCUGCAAUGACAGUAUCUUCUUGUUUCACCUGAUGAAAAGCUUGCUUCCUAGAAAAAAAAUAAAACAACAUCUCAGAGAGUAGAGUAUUCUACAAUAGUCUGUGGCUUCCAGCACUAGAACUCAGUAUGCAUCUAGCAUUUUUACCUGUUUGGAUCAUUAUAAGAAUUGUGUCUAUGCGAAGAAAAUGGCUUCUAAAUAGAGGUGUUAGGGGCAUUGAACAAUCUGUGGGAUUUCAAACACAAAAAAGGGAUGAGUUUUCUUCAGUGAAGACAUGUCAGGAAACCAAGCACACUUUCUACCUCCGUUUCAGCUUUUUGAAACGUUUGUUUUAUGAUAAACCAAAAUUAAUUUCUGGUGUCCAAAAUAAAUUGUAGGGACAUUUGUUCUUCCUUUUACAAACUAGUAGCCUGGCUAUUUCUAUCGCUAUAGUGUAAUAACUAUUCUGCUUUACCAGUACUGUUAAUGCUGCCUUGUUUGAUAAGGGGUCAGGACCGUGUGGUAGGCCAGCAACUCACAACAAUAGUAUUGUUCUAACUGUCCUCCCCUUCUGUACAAGACCAAUUAUUAAGAGCAUAAACUCUAACAUGAGUCCUACUAAUCCAACAGUUGCUCAAACUUUACUGUUGCUCUGAUGUAGGACAAGUGCAGUAUUAGCUACAUAGAGGCUGGAUGCUGAAUGCUGUUAUUUCACCUUAAUGUCCAACACAAGUCACAGGCACAGGCCACAUCCUUGACAAAUAAUCAGAUCACAUGGGCACAAGAUGCAAAGACAUGGUCGGACAGUGGUUAGGGGAUUUGCCUACUUUACUAGGGUUGUGGGAUCAUGCCUUACUUGAUGUCAUGUUGCAUGGUCACCUCCAGUCCACAUGUAAAUAUAUUGUGAUUGUUUCCAUUGGGAAGUCCAAGAUGUGCAGACACCAUGCUGGCUUCAUUGCUCUUUUGCAUAACGUGGGCUAUAGACAUGGAGAUAGGGCUUUUUUUUUAGCAGGAACGCACAGGAACACAGUUCCGGCUGGCUUGGUGUCACAGGGUGUGGCCUAAUGUUCAAAUGAAUUCCUGUUGGGCUGUUUCUAUAGAAAAGCCCUAUGUGAAACAAUGGUGACAUCAGGGGUGUGGCCAAAUAUGUAAAUGAGUUUCUGCUGGGCUUUUUCUACCAAAAAAACCCUGCAUGGAGAUGAUUAAUCACACCACUAAACAGCUUGGAGUAAUACUUUGCUGUGCCCCUAAAAUGCAUUUCUGCAGACAGUUCAGGCAUCCAAGCUUGAACGCUGUCGGCAGAGUAUAUUUUAAAACAAAAACAUGUUAAUUGUUCCUCUCAACAUUCUCAUGUGCAAAACUUAUCAUAGAAUGUACAAACUUGUAUUUAGAUUUAUCUCUAAGGACUGUUCCAUUUAUAAAAAUAUCCCCCAAACAGCAAUCAAUUAACAUUAGAAUUUGCAAUAUUUUGACAUUAUAGAGAAGUGCACAGGACCAUCCUGCUUAGGGUAGUUACUUGUUACUGCUAAAUUGGUCUUCAGUUUUAGAGAUUAAUGUUUCUGUAUGCCAUUGCUAAUCUCUUCAAUACUGUGUUCUCAACAGUAACAUGCAACAGGUUCUAUUAAGGUUAAAUCAAUUAGAAAACUCAUUCAUUACAACCACCCACUGUGGAAGGGAACAGCAGGUAUUGUAAUGACAGAAGCAGGGUGAUUCUGUGCACCAGGCUCUGGGCCACAGAUUGGCACUGGAUUGCUUUCUCCAUUACUUUAAUAGAUAUGGUUGUGCAUAACCAGAUCUGCAUGUUUGACAACAAUAGUGGGGCUGCAAAACCUGAAUGUCACUUCACUACAAGGUGGUCUAGCAGCAGCUGGAGAUUCCAGGGAUGAAGGUAUGGAUGGGAGAUAUAUAAUCCUUUCCAUAGCCAUUACUUCUUGUCUGAACCUCCCCCACAGCCUUUCCUUGAGCAGAAUCAAGAGGAAGAAAAGUCACUGAGGUAGGCUGGAGGGGGGGUGGGGGUCGGGCAGGGAGAAAUUAGUUACCCUACUGUUUCUCCUUUGCAAAUCCUCCCUGUUGCUCCACAGCAGCAAUGGUUCCCAGCCCCAUUUGCUGAAUAGUAUGUACAUAGAUUCAAAUGUAUACGAAAAUGUGAUAUGAAAAAGGACAACGUACCUACUCAUGCCCCAGAAAAUGCACAUUUAGGCCAAACCUCCAGGACAUAAAAUAGAAGCCUAUUUCUGUGGCUGUGAGCCUCAACAUGCUUACUUGAAGUAAGUUUCAUUGAAAUUAAUGGAACUUGUUUCCAAACAAAUAUGAUAAGUUUCGGGGUAUAUGUCAUGCUUCUUAGGAGUCUUCCAAAAGUAAGCUACCCAGUUUCUUAACCACUAACAAAAAAAAUGGGGAAAAGUUUGUCACUUUGGAGUAAAAGAUAGUGAAUUCCAUGUGCAAACUUUACAAUGUAGUAAAAUCAGUUGUAUUUUUUAACAUAAGGGAAUUUGGGAAGAGAUUAUUGCAAGUGUUGAGAAGAAAAUAAAGUUAUCUGAGUAUCUAUUUGCCACGUUACUCUGGAAAUUUUUAAGAGUGCUGAUGUUAAGACGGCUCCUCUCCUCAGUUCAGAAAGACCUUCCUAGAGAAGCCAUGGCUUUAAACUAUAGCUAUACAACAUCUUUUGUGAACAAUUUUAACAACUUCUAUACAGGUCUCUUUUCCAUUUGCUGAUGAACUUAGCCCAGUAUGCACCAGAUCGGACAUACUCUUCAAAUGCUGUUUUACUGCAGAUUAACUAUCUGUAACAUUGUAAAAUACCAACCUUUACAAGUUUAAUCCAUUUUAUUUUUGUACAGUAUUCGUAUUCUUUCUAAGUUAUUUUGCUGUCCUGUUUUGUAAAUCACAUGAAAUUGUAAAAAACAAAAAAACAAAAAAGUAGUCAUAGGUGUUUUGUAUAUAUGUAUAUAAAUUGUCCAAAUAAUAAAAAAUAAAAAGAAA